AUGAGAGCCACCGUCUGCGCCUCGGUCCUCCUCAGUCUCGGCCUCUUCGCCCCGGCCAGCGAGGCUGAGCUCGCGCUCGCCCAGCAGGAUCCGCCCGAACGGGACGAGGCGACGCGGACGCUGGUAAAGAAGAGCCUGGAGGACGAGCAGGCGAUCCAGGCGGCCCAGUCCUACGAGUUCGAGUACCUGCCGGAGUCGUCGCCGGACUACGAGAGUUCCCAGGCCGUCGAACCCGUGGCCGCGGCCAGCCACGACGACCACCACGACCACCACGACCAUCACGACCACCACGACCACCACGACCACCACCAUCACCACCACCAUCCUAAGGUGGGCUACAGCGUGGGCGGGCCGCUGGUCAACAUAGCGCGGGGUGCGGCCCAGGCGGCGCACACCUUCGAGAAGAACCAGCCGGCGGCGGCGGCCCAGGCGGCCUACGUGGCCAAGAACCGGCUGGGCCAGUCCGCCGGCCUGAGCGCCGCCACCGCCGCGGCCGCCUUCGCCGGCAAGCAGAUCAUCCUGCGGGGACUCGAGCAGCAGGCCUACAACGCCCACCGCGCGCUCGAGAGCGAGAAGCUGCAACUGCAGCAGGCCCAGCGAGCCGCCACCGCCGCCGCCCAUGCCGCCCAGCAGGCCAUGCACCAGGUGCAAGUCAUCACCACGGCGCUGAACGCUGCCCAAGCCACGUCCCAGCACGCCGGCCAGGCCGCCGCGGAGGCGGCAGCCGAGCUGGCCGCCCAGACGGCCAUGGUAGGCGCAGCCAAGGCGCGCCUGCAGGCCAUCGAGGACCAGCUGCACCACGCGCGCAUCGACUUCGAGGCCACGCAGGCGGCUAACUUCAAGGCGGCCCACGCGGCCCAGGUCGCCCAGAACAAUGCCGCCGCGGCCGCGGCCCACGCCGCCGAGGUGGCCAACAAGGCUCACCACCACCAUCACCACCAUCACCAUCACCACCGCGAGCACCACGAGCACGACCACCACCACCACCACCCGCGCGAACACGAGCACCACGCCAACCUCGAGAACAACGAGGCCGGCGACGCCGAUGACGACGACGACGGCAGCCAUGACGAGUCCGUCGCCGUUCCCGUGGCUGCUGCGAUCAAGGACCCGGUUAAGGUCAACGACUCCGGCCCGGAGGGCAGUACGCCCACGCGAAUACCGCAACAGGCCACCGCCGACUACUCCGGCAACCUCGCUGCGCUUCUCGACGCCAACAAGGACGAGCUCUACGACACUUACGACAGCUAUCCUUAUUAA
This is a messenger RNA of Phymastichus coffea, 1260 nucleotides long. Its product is annotated as histidine-rich protein PFHRP-II-like. The transcript is spliced from 4 exons. NCBI's taxonomy places the organism in Eukaryota, Metazoa, Arthropoda, Insecta, Hymenoptera, Eulophidae. The coding region runs from base 1 to 1260 and encodes 419 amino acids. The record is from RefSeq and is a predicted model, not a curated record.